This is a messenger RNA of Thermochaetoides thermophila DSM 1495, 1452 nucleotides long. RefSeq names its product putative UDP-glucose protein. Gene Ontology annotation, biological process: glycosaminoglycan biosynthetic process; polysaccharide biosynthetic process. The transcript is spliced from 2 exons. Bases 1 to 1452 code for a protein of 483 amino acids. The record is from RefSeq and is a predicted model, not a curated record. Lineage: Eukaryota; Fungi; Ascomycota; Sordariomycetes; Sordariales; Chaetomiaceae. Gene Ontology annotation, molecular function: UDP-glucose 6-dehydrogenase activity; NAD binding. Gene Ontology annotation, cellular component: nucleus; cytosol.
AUGAUCUUCAUCUGCGUCAACACACCCACCAAAACACACGGAAUCGGAGCUGGGUUCAUGGCCGACGUCAGCGCAGUUGAGACCGCGACCCGGACGGUAGCGAAACAUGCAAAGUCUGGUGCCAUUAUUGUUGAGAAGAGCACUGUUCCAUGCGGUACAGCUCGGAUGAUUCACGACAUUCUGAGGUACUUUCGCCCCGAAGACAAGUUUGAGGUCCUGUCGAAUCCAGAAUUCCUCGCAGAGGGAACAGCGAUCGAAAAUCUGAUGCACCCGGAUCGGAUCUUGAUCGGCAGUUCCCCGACUCUGUCGGGCCUCCAGGCCGCGGCGGCGUUGAAGAAAGUGUAUGCUGCGUGGGUACCUAUCCCACAGAUUUUAACCAUCAAUACCUUCAGCAGUGAGCUCGCAAAACUCGUGGCGAACACCAUGCUUGCGCAGCGCAUCAGCAGCAUCAACGCGGUCAGUGCAAUGUGCGAGGCGAUCGGGCUGGGCGCAGACGUGGAGGACAUCAGCUUGGCGAUCGGCAAGGACGUAAGACUGGGCCCAAAGUUCCUACGAGCAGGCGUCGGGUUCGGCGGAUCGUGCUUUGAAAAGGAUAUCCUCAGCUUAGCAUACCUAGCAAGGGAACUUCACUUGGAUGUAGUUGCCGACUACUGGCUGGCGGUUCUGCGGGUCAAUGAGGACCAACGCCGUCGCUUUACUCGCAAUGUGGUUCGAGAGUUGAACGGCUCUCUCCGGGGCAAGAAGAUUGCCAUUCUUGGUUUCACGUUCAAAGAAGGAACAAACGACACCCGGAACAGUAUUGCAGUGCACAUUAUCAAGGAACUCGCGUCAGAGAUGCCGCGCGAGAUCGCCGUAUUUGACCCUGGAUGUGCGCCACACGAGAUCCUUGAGGAGAUCCAGCGGAUUGGCCUAAACAAAGAUGAGAUGGAGAGGGUCCGAGUCUGCUAUGGAUGGAGAGAGUGUGUCCAGCAGGCCAGCGCCGUUUGCAUUCUCACGCAGUGGAGGCAGUUCCGUGGCCAGCAUCUAGGAGCCACUGCAGGAUCCUCAAGAAACAUGGCGAUGCUGACAGAUGAUGGGCUUGCUACUGACACCCAGGAAGCUUGCAUCAGCGAGAUGGCUAUCAGGGAUUUGGAGCGGCUCUCACGACAACAGGUAGAAGCCCCAUCAGACGACCCCCUCGGGAGGUUGAAACCACUUCCACCUUGUCCGAAGGACUGCAGCCAGUGUGGACGCGGUGGAAGGGAGCAGGCUCAGGAAAUGGUGAACUGGGUCGAAGCUGCGGAUAUGAUGCAAGAGCCGCGUUGGGUUUUUGAUGGGCGGAACAUCGUGAACCACCUUGAGCUUCAAAGACUGGGCUUCAGGGUUAGGGGCAUUGGAAAGGGACAAAUCUUGGAGAACACGAGGGAGAAUCGGGGGAGUUCUAGAAAGCUUCCAAAAGAACUGGAAACUUGA